AUGUUGACUGGCAUAGAAAAUAAAAUCGGUUCAGAUCAGUCGUCUCAGCCGCUUUCCGUUGGUCCUACCGAAGCUAGAAAGCGUGAUCGUCGCAAUGCAUCACUCUCGUCAGACUCAGUCGAGCAAAGUCAGGCUAACGCCCGCGAUGUCGUAGCCUCGUGGCUUACUAGCGGAGCAAAUUUUCUUAGGCGCAGACCCUCUGAGAAGCGACCAUGUACGCGUGCGUCUCUCAAUACGCGCAUUUCCCAACCUGCCGUUCUGGUGAAGAAUACUCAGAGUUCGGAAGCUGACUUUGAUGACAGUGUUUCCAACGCAUCUGAACAAACACCAACUAAUCUUCCCCAUAGUCCAGCGCUAAUAAUGGAUGACACUACUUGCGGGCGGAACAGUUCUCCUGGCAGCCCAAGCAGCGUCGACAAGGAAAACCCGUCCAAAGAAGAACUCUUGGGUAUUGCGAAACUCAGUCCUCCCUCACAGUCAUAUGACGCUUCAUUGGCUAUUCGAAAUGCCGUUAACCAUUUGGACCUCGCAAACUACGACAACACUAUGAUUGACUUUAUUCAGUCACAAGGAUCACAAUCAGAUCGCUUUUGUGUCCCUAGUCGCACUGUUAUUCAUGGCAAAGUCGGCAAUGCCACAUCGCGGUUCUUGGUACGGCGUCGUUUCGCUUUGAGUAUAGAGCCCUUCAGACAUUAUACCCAUCGCCGCACAGAUCGUCCAGCCGGCGCCAGACAGCACAAACCCACAUGCCGCCAUGCACGCGACUUGAACAAAAAACCUGACAAUGAUUUCAAACCAACUGCGUUUCAGACGUCGAAGCCCCGAGAUUUGGAUGAAACAGGUGCAGACUUGUCAUUGCCUUCAGACUUCCUACUGUCCGAAGCUUCUGAGAUGCCCCAGCCGGAGCAUCUGAAAAGCCCUCAUCAAGAUUUAUCUAAAUCCGGUAGCCUCCUUCCUUUGGUGGGAGGUUCGCCAACAGGGGAUUUGUCGCUUUUCAAGCGCCCCAAAGCUCCGAUAGGCCAUCCUCUGCCUAGGACACUUUCAUCAGCAGAACAAAAACCUUCUUCGGUGAAUCGGGAAUCUGCUGCGGAUGUUGAAACGCAACUUCCAGGACCGGCAGUGGCUGAAUUUAAUCCACCAAUGGCGCAAUCGACACAGCAAAAGAUCGACAGUCUUCAAUCGAAGAAACCCAUCGUGAACGGAUCAGAGCGUGAUCAAUUUGAUGUACUGUUCGGCCGUCCUUGGAGUACCACGUUAGAAGAUGCUUUUUUGGAUGUUAAAAUCGCAUGUUAG
Echinostoma caproni is the source of this 1293-nucleotide messenger RNA. NCBI's taxonomy places the organism in Eukaryota, Metazoa, Platyhelminthes, Trematoda, Plagiorchiida, Echinostomatidae. The record is from the annotation of a GenBank genome assembly.